Molecule: messenger RNA, 4163 nt
Organism: Elgaria multicarinata webbii
Lineage: Eukaryota; Metazoa; Chordata; Lepidosauria; Squamata; Anguidae
Gene: ACTN1
Product: actinin alpha 1
Exons: 22
Coding region: 160-2904 (914 amino acids)
Biological process (GO): muscle cell development; actin cytoskeleton organization
Cellular component (GO): cell projection; cortical actin cytoskeleton; stress fiber
Molecular function (GO): calcium ion binding; actin filament binding
Source: RefSeq, a predicted model, not a curated record
AUUAGGUUGCGAUUUAGCAGUGGGAGCUGCCUUCUCCACUCUCUGCUUCCUUUUGCUCUGCUGUAGCUGCGCUUCAAGCAGAGCGCUCUCGACACCAGCAGCGCGUAAGAGGAGGAGAAGCCUCAAAAAGCCAAACCAAAGGACACCAGCCUCACAGGGAUGGAUACUUAUGACUCCCAGCAAACCAAUGACUAUAUGCAGCCCGAGGACGACUGGGACAGGGAUCUACUUUUGGAUCCAGCUUGGGAAAAGCAGCAGAGAAAGACAUUUACGGCCUGGUGUAACUCUCACCUCCGCAAGGCUGGCACACAGAUUGAGAACAUAGAAGAAGAUUUCAGGGAUGGCCUUAAACUUAUGUUACUCCUGGAAGUCAUAUCAGGUGAACGUUUGGCUAAACCAGAAAGAGGCAAAAUGCGAGUCCACAAAAUCUCGAAUGUGAAUAAAGCCCUGGAUUUCAUUGCUAGCAAAGGAGUCAAGCUCGUAUCUAUUGGAGCAGAAGAAAUUGUUGAUGGGAAUGCGAAAAUGACCCUUGGAAUGAUCUGGACCAUCAUUCUCCGUUUUGCCAUUCAGGAUAUCUCAGUGGAAGAGACAUCUGCUAAAGAAGGGCUUUUGUUAUGGUGUCAGAGGAAGACCGCCCCAUACAAAAAUGUGAACAUCCAAAACUUCCAUAUUAGCUGGAAGGAUGGCCUUGGUUUCUGUGCCUUAAUUCACAGGCAUCGUCCAGAGCUCAUUGACUAUGGAAAACUAAGAAAGGAUGAUCCUCUCACUAACCUGAACACAGCUUUUGAUGUGGCUGAAAGGUACCUAGAUAUCCCCAAGAUGUUGGAUGCAGAAGACAUUGUUGGAACAGCCCGUCCUGACGAGAAGGCCAUCAUGACCUAUGUUUCUAGCUUCUACCACGCCUUCUCAGGAGCCCAGAAGGCGGAAACAGCAGCCAAUCGUAUCUGCAAGGUGCUGGCAGUUAAUCAAGAGAAUGAGCAGCUAAUGGAAGACUAUGAGAAGUUGGCCAGUGAUCUGCUGGAGUGGAUCCGCCGCACCAUACCCUGGCUGGAGGAUCGGGCACCAGAGAACACCAUGCAAGCCAUGCAGCAGAAACUGGAGGACUUCCGAGAUUACCGCCGCCUCCACAAGCCUCCUAAGGUCCAAGAGAAGUGCCAGCUAGAAAUCAACUUCAACACAUUGCAGACCAAACUGCGACUUAGCAAUCGGCCGGCCUUCAUGCCUUCCGAAGGGAAAAUGGUCUCGGAUAUCAAUAAUGCAUGGGGUGGCCUAGAACAGGCGGAGAAGGGCUUCGAGGAGUGGCUUUUGAAUGAGAUCCGGAGAUUAGAGCGGCUGGAUCACCUGGCUGAGAAGUUCCGGCAAAAAGCGUCCAUUCAUGAAUCCUGGACGGAUGGCAAAGAAGCAAUGUUGCAGCAGAAGGAUUAUGAAACCGCCACCCUCUCGGAGAUCAAGGCCCUGUUAAAGAAACAUGAGGCAUUUGAAAGUGAUCUUGCUGCUCACCAGGACCGUGUUGAACAGAUUGCUGCUAUUGCACAAGAACUCAAUGAGCUGGAUUAUUACGAUUCACCAAGUGUCAAUGCCAGGUGCCAAAAAAUAUGUGACCAGUGGGAUAACCUUGGGGCUCUGACCCAGAAACGACGAGAAGCAUUGGAGAGAACAGAAAAAUUACUGGAGACAAUUGACCAGUUGUACCUAGAAUAUGCCAAACGAGCAGCCCCUUUCAAUAACUGGAUGGAAGGAGCCAUGGAGGAUCUUCAGGACACCUUCAUUGUCCAUACUAUUGAGGAGAUCCAGGGAUUGACCACAGCCCAUGAACAGUUCAAAGCUACCCUGCCAGAUGCGGACAAGGAGCGGCAGGCCAUCCUAGGAAUCCACAAUGAAGUGUCAAAAAUUGUUCAGACCUACCACGUCAACAUGGCAGGAACCAACCCCUACACCACCAUCACACCACAAGAAAUCAAUGGCAAAUGGGACCAUGUGAGACAGCUUGUUCCCAGGCGGGAUCAGGCCCUGAUGGAAGAACAUGCACGUCAGCAGCACAAUGAGAGACUCCGCAAGCAGUUCGGGGCUCAGGCCAACGUCAUCGGGCCCUGGAUCCAAACCAAGAUGGAGGAGAUUGGCCGCAUCUCCAUAGAGAUGCACGGGACUCUGGAGGACCAGCUCAGUCACCUGCGGCAGUACGAGAAGAGCAUCGUCAACUACAAACCAAAGAUCGAUCAGCUGGAGGGAGAUCACCAACAGAUCCAGGAGGCGCUCAUCUUUGACAAUAAGCACACCAACUAUACCAUGGAGCACAUCAGAGUGGGCUGGGAGCAACUCCUGACAACAAUCGCUAGAACUAUCAAUGAAGUAGAAAACCAGAUUCUGACCCGGGAUGCCAAAGGAAUCAGCCAGGAACAGAUGAAUGAAUUCCGUGCCUCCUUCAACCACUUUGACAGGGACCACUCCGGCACACUUGGCCCUGAGGAAUUCAAAGCCUGCCUCAUCAGCUUGGGUUACGAUAUUGGAAACGAUGCACAGAAGAAGACUGGCAUGAUGGAUAGUGAAGAUUUCCGCACCUGCCUUAUCUCCAUUGGUUACAAUAUGGGCGAAGCAGAGUUUGUCCGAAUCAUGGGCAUUGUAGAUCCCAACCGCAUUGGAGUAGUGACGUUCCAGGCCUUCAUUGACUUCAUGUCCCGAGAAACAGCAGAUACCGAUACAGCUGACCAAGUUAUGGCCUCCUUUAAGAUCUUGGCUGGAGAUAAAAACUAUAUCACUGUGGAUGAAUUACGACGGGAACUGCCUCCUGAUCAAGCCGAAUAUUGCAUCGCUAGAAUGGCACCUUACACUGGGCUGGAUUCUGUACCGGGUGCUCUGGACUACAUGUCUUUCUCUACAGCUCUCUAUGGCGAAAGUGACCUUUAACUAUCACCUAUCUAUCCACCACACAUCCUUACCCUCUCCCACCCAGGCGCACUUUUCUUUCUGUCUGCAAAGCGGGCUGUGCUCUGCCUCCACCGCCCCUUCCUGUUUCCACUUCAAAGAACAGAUCCCAUUUGGGGAGGGAGGGAGGGAGGCCCAGGAAAGGAUAUUGAAACGAAACAGUCUAUAAUACCCCUGAAAAAUGACGGUUUACAAAAUUAUUUUCUGGGAAACAAAGUUACAUUUAAGCAAAUGUAUUUUAUUAUAGAAAAAAAAGUAUUUUUCUCCAAGAUUGAAGCCUAAAGAGAAAUUGUUAAAUAGUAUUACCCAAAAUGUGUGCAGGUUUCCCCGCCCCCCCCAUCUUCUUGUUGGUCUGACAUAGGAAAUGGGGUUCGGUGUUGCAUCCCGUCCUUAUAUACUGAAGUUCCGCCCCACUUCUUCUACCACGAGCCAACUUUCUUGUCUGUCUCUAUUUCCUAAUCGCAUUUGUUUUUAGAGGGGGAGGCAUGCAAGAGCAUGUGUUGCUGGUUCACUCAUUUCAUGAAAAUAUUUUACAAUAAGACUUUUUUGAAAUUGCUGUGUUUUUUUAGGGGGAAAAAAUAAUGUACACAGCUCAUGUUUUCAUAUUUAAUUAAAAUUACAAUAUGCCUUCUAUGUGUUGUUGCUGAAAGUUGUCUGGUUUCCAAAUACAGCGCUUGAGAGUUGGCAUCUUUGAUAUUGCUUGUCACAGAUGAUAUUAAAAAAAAAAUUCUUGUGAUAACAAAUCUAGACUACAUUCUUUUGUCUAGUUAAUUUGUCUAAUUCUAUUUAGCUAUUACCAGAAAGACUUCCCAGCCGUUUUCAAAAUUCAUUUGGUAUCCUGGUUUUUUUUUGGGGGGGGGGUUUGGUAUAUUAUUCUGAUGUCAAUGUUUUUAUCUGUUUUCUAAAUGCAAGACACCAAAGUGCUUUUCCCCACCCCCUACCCUCUUGCUUUGAAUUAUAUUGAUGUUUACGUGGCUGGUAUUGUUGCUUCAAAUGAAGAUAAAUUUAUAACAAAAUGCCGUCUUGGACCAAACAUGAUAUGUGCACAUCUCUGAAAAUUACUGUUUUCAUUUUUUCCGGCAAGGAAAUAGUUAAUAAUUAAUUUUACUCUUUUAACUGACUUGAGGUGCAAUCCUACGCAAGUAUAGACAGGAAAAAAAUCCUUCAACUCCCAGCAUGGCUGGCUGGGGCAUCCUGGGAGUUGUAAGACUUUUUUUAGUCUAAACAUAUGUAAGAUUGAG